Messenger RNA from Sorex araneus (European shrew), 974 nucleotides. RefSeq names its product mitochondrial contact site and cristae organizing system subunit 10 (gene MICOS10). Bases 505 to 741 code for a protein of 78 amino acids. NCBI's taxonomy places the organism in Eukaryota, Metazoa, Chordata, Mammalia, Eulipotyphla, Soricidae. The record is from RefSeq and is a predicted model, not a curated record. The transcript has 4 exons. Gene Ontology annotation, cellular component: mitochondrial inner membrane; mitochondrion; MICOS complex.
GAGGAGGACAGCACAGGGCGCGCGGACGGGCGGGGGAAAGCGCCGUCGGGCGGCCGGUGGCUUCGCGGCAGGCGGGGCCCAGGGAGAGGACCUGGACCUCAGGCUGACCGGCGGUGCCCGGCGUCCAGCUGAUCCGGGCGGGGUGGCCUCCGCCAGGAGAGUCUGCGCUGCACGACGCGGGGCGGCAGCGCUCGGGGCAGGGGGCGGCGGGACACGCGACGCCCGCCUCGGGGGCCCGUCCGCCCCUUCACGCUCCCGCAGGCGCCGCUCCAAGGUCAGGGUCACCUCGGGCCUGCCGGCAACCCCGUCACCUUGACGACCGAGCCCGGAAACCCGGAAAGGACGGAAGCGGCUCCCCCGUCGGAGUCUCGCGAGAUCUCCCGGCGCCGCCGCCGCCGCCGGGCUGGCGUGCCGGGGAGCGGCGGGCGGCUCUCGCGAGAUCUGCGUGGCGUCGGAGCGCGGGGCCCCGGCCGUCAAGGGAAGCGGGAGCCGCGGGUGGGGAACAUGUCGGAGUCGGAGCUCGGCAGGAAGUGGGACCGGUGCAUGGCGGAUGCGGUGGUGAAGAUCGGUACUGGCUUUGGAUUAGGACUUAUUUUCUCACUUACCUUCUUUAAAAGAAGAAUGUGGCCGCUAGCCUUCGGUUCUGGCAUGGGAUUGGGAAUGGCCUACUCCAACUGUCAGCACGAUUUCCAGUCUCCAUAUCUUGUACAUGGAAAAUAUGUCAAAGAGCAGGAGCAGUGACUGCGCCGAGAGCAUCCCCGCAGGAGGAGCGCGAGACCCUGUUUACUCCUCAGGAAUACUGAAGUGCCCUGGAGUAAGCGGACAUUCUCUGGAACAAUGUUAUUGGUGAUGCUUUAAACUCCGGCACACUGUUUAUGUAUUUGAAACCGAGUCUGUUUCUUGUUUUGUAUUUUCUCUCUGGAAAUGGCAAGGAGGUGGUCUUAAAAAAAAUAAAUUAAAAAUAGGCAGCCUUG